AUGACGGAUUUGCUCAACAAGGAUUUGUGGACAUCUGUUCCUGGACCAACUUAUCCCAAUCGUCAUUUCUUCCAUUGUGCUACUGCUGCUGGCUAUACUGCCAACAAUGGUGCUUUUCUUGGUGUUCCGUGCCGUACAAUCUACGAAAAUAUGGCCGAUCAUGGAAACUCGUACAAGUUCUAUUCUCCUCAACUCAAGUCUACACCACUGUUGUACCGCAAUCUGCGCAACAUUUACAACUGGAUGAGAAUCAAAAACAUGAGCACGUUUUUUGAAGAUGCCAGAGCCGAUUAUCUCAUGCAAGCAAACCAUACGAGUGUAUUUUGGCAGUGCUACAAGUUUGUUGACCAACUCAUGUAUGACGAUAUCAGCACAAACUCGAUUGAUCCAACAGCCAUAUAUACACAUUGUUAUCAGUUACAUCGAGUGAUCGUUCAAAUAGGUCGAUUCAGAUGGGUUGCAUAUAACCGAUUAAUCCAGCAUUCAUCCAUUGUCAAACAACCAUAA
Messenger RNA from Batrachochytrium dendrobatidis JAM81, 507 nucleotides. RefSeq lists its product as uncharacterized. The record is from RefSeq and is a predicted model, not a curated record. Gene Ontology annotation, biological process: phospholipid catabolic process. NCBI's taxonomy places the organism in Eukaryota, Fungi, Chytridiomycota, Chytridiomycetes, Rhizophydiales. Bases 1 to 507 code for a protein of 168 amino acids. The transcript is spliced from 3 exons. Gene Ontology annotation, molecular function: hydrolase activity, acting on ester bonds.